Molecule: messenger RNA, 585 nt
Organism: Linum tenue
Lineage: Eukaryota; Viridiplantae; Streptophyta; Magnoliopsida; Malpighiales; Linaceae
Source: the annotation of a GenBank genome assembly
AUGAUGCAGCAUUUAGACAUGACUCUACUGUCGGCAUUUGUGGAGAGGUGGCCGUCGGACACAAGCACCUUCCACAUGCCAUUUGGAGAGAUGUCGAUCCUUCUACACGAUGUGAAUCACAUUCUUCGUAGUCCGGUUGAUGGAGAGCUUAUGAGAGAUGAGGCGUCGCCGAAUAUUCUUAAGUCAGACAUGGGUGGUCUAGUUCGACUUUCGGUGGAUGCUCAUGUUGGUGAUAAGUGGAAGUCUAAGUCGUACGAUAAUGGUUCUAUGCAUGCGGAGGGAUUGUUGGUGCGUGGGGGAGAGCUGAAGAUUAGGGAGAUGGAGGUGGAGUGUUACCUAUUUGUGUUACUGGGAUCCACACUUUUUGUGGAUAAGAGUCGUGAUCGCCUUCCUCCUGCGAUCAACUUGUUUCUGAAGGACCUCUACAGACAGCUGGGCGUGGCCACACGAGCCAGCUGCCGCAGUCUCCGGAUGCAACCCUUGCUUCCUCGUGAAUUUCUCCCCUUUUGCCAGGUCGGGAUGAUGUUAGAUAGAGGUAAGUACGUUAUCGACAGUUGUUGGAUGAGCUUUCAGCAGAGGAUGUGA